AUGACGCAAAGGGGGGAUGAGGAGAGGCGCCGGACUUUAACGGGAAGGUCAGCGAGGCUGGGCAGCCAGCCAUAUGUGUUGUUUUUCUCUGGCUCUUUUAUGGGAGGUAGCCUUGUUUGUAUCGUUUUUGUGUCUCUCGAUAUUCCAGCAUUCCUGGCCUUUUAUAUAUAUCGCUGGUCUGCCUACUUCCUGCUGGUCAGGUACAAUGUGGGGGGUUGUCGAGUCUGGAGAGUUGUAGAAGCAUGAUGGCUUUAAAUUGCUCCCUGGGGUAGCCCGAGAAACGGCAGUAACACACUCCUGCAGAAAUCUUUGGAGGAUAUUAAUAAGACUUGGUAGAAACAUGAAAGCCAGAGAACACGGAUGAGAGGAACUGCCAAUGGAGUGAGCCAUGGGUAUAAGGAGGAAAGAAUAUCAGUAGGUUGCGAGGAUGGUAGCUGUUGUGCCCUAUCUUUAAGUUUUUUAUUAUGUCUCUGACAGUGUCAGAUUUAUUGGCAAAGAAACAACAAUCCUCCCCUAAGAAGAGACAUAGCCUGCCCUUUUCAGCUGUGAGAAGAUCUAAUCCCCUCCUGUUUUGUAGGACGACCACUGCUAAUGAGUCAAUCUGAUCCUGGAUUGCAGACAUCUGUAAGACAAUGCUAUUAAGGCUUUCUUUUAGAGCUACCUUCCACAGUUAACUGCCAUGUAUCAGUCCAUCCUAAAGUUAUUGAAAAAUCUGAUCUUGAAGAAUUAUCAGCAAUUGGCUGCUGACUUUGAGUCUGAAUAUGACAAAUUAAUCAGUAAGUCAGGAGGCAUCCUCUCUGCAGAAUCCCUCAGAAGCAUUCAUGCAGCCCUGGAGGAGGGGAAAGUUGAAGAUGUGGUGGAUAAGAUUCAACAAUCACUUAACGCAGCAGAAAAUGCUUCCCUGAAUGUGGCUGUGAUGGGAGAUUCUGGGUCUGGGAAGUCCAGUUUCAUCAAUGCCCUGAGAGGGCUUAGUCACCAAGAGGAGGGAUCAGCCAGUGUUGGGGUUGUGGAGACCACCAUGAGGAAAACCCCCUAUCAACAUCCAAAAUAUUCCAAGGUGACCUUCUGGGACCUACCUGGAAAUGGGAGUCCUAAUUUUCACCCAGACACUUACCUAGAAACAGUGGGCCUGGCUGAAUACGACUUCUUCAUCAUCAUUUCUUCCUCUUGGUUUAGCUUCAAUGAUGCUGACCUGGCCCAGAAAAUCAAUGAGAUGGGGAAGAAGUUCUACUUUGUUAGAACCAAGGUGGACAGUGACUUAUACAAUGAAAAGAGAGCCAAACCAAAGUCCUUCCAAAGGGAGAAAGUUCUUCAGCAGAUUCGAGACGAUUGUGUGACUCAUCUCCAAAACAGUGGAGUGCCUGAGCCCCAGGUCUUCUUGGUCUCCAACUUUGACCUGGGUGACUUUGAUUUACUAAAAUUGGAGAAGACUCUGCUGAAGGAGCUCCCUGCCCACAAGCGCCAUGUACUUGCACUCCUGAUGCCCAGUUCCUCUGAAGAUGCCAUUGAGAUGAAGAAAACCUUCCUCAGGGAGAAAAUCUGGCUGGAGGCCCUGAAGUCAGCAGCUGUGGGCUUGGUGCCCUGCAUGCCCUUCAUCAGUGGCUUUGGUGUUGCUGAACAGCAAGCAUGCUUGAAAGUUUACCGAAGCCAUUUUGGUGUGGAUAAUGAGUCAAUUGAAAAGAUUUCUCAAAAUCUGGGUGUAUCUGUGGAUCACCUGAAGAAUUUAAUAAAAUCCUCAGAUUUCUGUCAUGUUGGGAAGGAUGACAGUAUAGCAGCAAAAGCCAAGAGUUGUGCUGAGCACUUGUGUUCAGUCAUUGGAGGUCCUGUGUCUGCUAUCAUUCAGUUCUUUAAAGUUUACUUUCUACACAUAAAAUUCCUUGAUACAGUGGCUGAUGAUGCUAAACGUCUCUUCCAAAUGAUGAAGCAAUAGUGGUACAUCUUACUUAAUAGAAUGGCAAAUGGACCUUAGGUGUUGCAUUCUCAGGGUGGGAGUGGAGGUCCUCUUCCAUGUUGGGGAAGGCCAUUGCUCUACUUGGGACCACAGCUGCUGUGCACAGGUUACUUGGCUAUAGCUUCUUUUUGCAUUCACUGACCUAUUUUGCUUGAACCAUGAUAGCAACACACAUUUUACCUUCAAUACUCUCUAUGUGUUUGGAAGCAGUCUGCUUUUGCAUCAUUUACUCAGAUAAUAUACAGCUUGUAACCACCAAAAUGAGAAUUUACAUUGUCAUGUUAUAAUUUUUCUCUCAGUCAUCAUCUCAAUGUCCUCCUUAGCAAAGUAAGCAAAGGUCCACAAAUAUGAGAACCCAUCUAAAUGUAUAGUAAGAAGUUUGGUGUGACAAUGCACAAAUCCAGAAAUGGAAGAGAAAAAAUUAGAGAAAUGGUAUUGGAUAUUGUAUUUCGAGGCAAUGUUUUCUAUUUAUGGGAAUUUCUCAACACUGCAUGGGUGGGAGUCCCGUGAACAGUUCACCAUGAGGGGCAGGAGAUGUGGGAGAGUAAAAGUGAAUCAAGAGAGAGCCUGAAAACCAAAGAUGAGUUGAACUCAUGUAAAAUGGUGUGUGUGAGUGUGUUUCUCAAAUUCUUUGACUUAAAACUCUGAUGUUGCCCAUAGCAAAAACCACUGAACCUGCCUCAAAACGUGUGGAUUGUAAUUACUGCUGUUACAGCAAUUAUAAAUGUGGCUUUCCCUUCCUUCUUCCUCCUAUUCAUGGUAUAGGGUAUGCCAAUCCUUCUAGUGAGGUGGUUUUGAGAGUAAUGAAGGGAGGAGCAGUUGCCUGGGGUCAGGGGAGCAAGUUCCCAGUGAUGUCACCUAGAAAUUCUUUCUAGUUCCUAUUCUUAUCCUGGAGCCAUGCCUCUACAUCAGAGGUUCUUAAAUCUUUCACUUAAAAGUGGAAAUAGUUUUUUUUUUUUUACAAUAUCCCUUAGGGAUAUUAGUAAGCUUCAACACAAAAUCCAUGUAGAGAUACACAGCUAUGUUUUAUAAACAUGAAUUUCUCAUAUUACUAUUUACACCCAUUGGACACACCCUAAAAGGGUCAAAGACAAGGUACUGGGCACCCACCCAUGCUCCCUGCCCUAGUAUCCUAUUUUGACUCCUGAAGAAACAAUAACAUGAAGCAGAAGUAUCCAUCCAGCCACAAGUGAGAUGUAGGGUUUAAACAGGAGGACAGAACCUUGUAUGGUUGACAUUUGCUCAGAACCUUGAGUGUUGGGGUUCACAUCCCUCGUUCAUCUGAGUCCCACUAUUCUGAAGUCUUUCUCUGUGCUCACAGGAGCACAGGUGUCCUUCCCUUAUUUAUUUAUUUUGGCUGCACUAGGGUUUAAAUCUAGGGCCUCACACUUGCUAGGCAGGCACUCUACCACUUGAGUCACUCUGGCAGCCCUGCACUCAAUUCCUUGAUCACUGGGGUGCUUGCCUUUUAUUCUCUUAUGGGGGUAGCUGCUUAGUGCUCAGCCUGUCAUUGGCCAUUCAUUCUCCAGAAACCUGGAAUAAAUGAUACCAGAUAUGGGGGUGUGAGGUACACCACAAUGGUCUGGAAUGAGUCAUUCUUCAUGGUGGAAAGGAACUCUCUCUUAGCAACUUCAUCCAUCUCACUCACUCAGCCCUCAGUUAUUGCUGUUUGAAUUCAAGACUUUGUGCUUGCUAAGCAGGUGCUGUAUUGCUUGAACUACACCUCCAGCCCUAGAUAGGGUUAUGUAAAUGACCUGUGUGCAACAGGGAGGGUGGCAUCACCACUAUUGGAUUGGAGAAGACUGGAAGGAGCUGGAGUGAAGAGAGGGAUCUAGGGUCAGGUUCACUCAAGAUCUUUUCAGGCAUACCGGCUACCAGAGGGAGAUGUUGCAUGAAUAACGCAAUAUUUGGGUCUGGAGUCAAGGGACAGGCAUAUCUAUACACAUAUAUAUGUGUGUGUUCAUAUAUACACAUGCAUAUAUAUGCAUAUAUAUGUGUG
This is a messenger RNA of Castor canadensis (American beaver), 3950 nucleotides long. NCBI's taxonomy places the organism in Eukaryota, Metazoa, Chordata, Mammalia, Rodentia, Castoridae. The record is from RefSeq and is a predicted model, not a curated record.